This is a messenger RNA of Merops nubicus (carmine bee-eater), 1461 nucleotides long. RefSeq names its product polypyrimidine tract-binding protein 3-like. Gene Ontology annotation, biological process: regulation of RNA splicing. The transcript is spliced from 12 exons. Lineage: Eukaryota; Metazoa; Chordata; Aves; Coraciiformes; Meropidae. Gene Ontology annotation, molecular function: mRNA binding. The coding region runs from base 1 to 1461 and encodes 486 amino acids. The record is from RefSeq and is a predicted model, not a curated record. Gene Ontology annotation, cellular component: nucleus.
AUGAGCAAUUCAACUCCACAUGAAGACGAUGGGAAUGGUGAGGAGAAAUUGAAAGCGGGCAAAACACCAUGCACGCCUUCACGUGUCCUUCACCUUCGUCAAAUUCCAAGUGAUGUUACUGAAGCAGAAAUCAUUGCAUUAGGCCUCCCUUUUGGGAAAGUAACCAACCUCUUGAUGCUCAAAGAUAAAAAUCAGGCACUUUUGGAAAUGGCUUCCACAGAAGCUGCUGUUGCUGUGGUGAACUACUAUGCUCCUGUGUUUCACCUCCACAGUCAGCCUGUUUAUAUACAGUAUUCCAAUUACAAAGAACUUGAAACUGACAAGUGCCCUGAUCAGGCUAGAGUCCAAGCUGCACUGCAUGCUGUGAAUGCUAUGCAGUGUGGAAGCCUGCCUACAGCAAGUGCUUCUUGUGAAGGUGCAGCCCUUCCAGGUCACAGUUCUGUGCUUCGAGUCGCUUUUGAAAAUGUUCUCUGCAGUGUUGACUUAGAAAUGCUGCAUCAGAUUUUUGCUAGAUUUGGAUCUGUCUUAAAGAUUGUCACCUUCACUAAGAAAAAUCGGUUGCAAGCUUUAAUCCAGUAUGCUCAUCCCAUGUAUGCACAGGAAGCCAAAAGGGCUCUGAAUGGCCAAAAUAUCUAUGCUGCGUGCUGCAGUCUGCGCAUUGAUUUCUCCCACUUAAGGAGUCUUCAGGUAAAGUACAACGGUCACAAAAGCAGAGAUUUCACUCGCACCAACUCUCCUUAUGGGGAUGGCCGGAUACCCCUGCAGCCACCCACAGGUCCUUUCUCUGAUACUUCGGUUCCACCUGUGCAUCGUUCUCCCACAUCUGCAGCAUCUGGACAUAUGACUGUUCCUUCUGCUACUGAUGUUCUACCACAUUGUGUUGUACUAGUGAACAACCUCAACACUGAAUUCGUCACACCACAGAAACUUUUCAUCCUGUUUGGUGUGUAUGGUAAUGUGCAGCGUGUGAAGAUCAUGUUUAGGAAAAGAGAAAAUGCUUUGAUUCAGAUGGCAGAUACAAUGCAAGCUAAAUUAGCUAUCAGCCACUUGGAUGGACAGAUGCUUUACGGAAGGGUGCUCCAUGUUACUCUUUCGAAGUGUCAGACAGUUUAUCUUUGUGAGGGACAAGACGACUGUGGUCUGACUCAGGACUAUAGGAAUAGCCUUUUACAUCGUUUUAAGAAGGCUAACUCAAAGAACGUCCAAAAUAUCUAUCCUCCAUCUGCCACCCUGCACAUCUCCAACAUCCCGCUUUCUGCUACUGCUGAUUGUGUGAAGACCAUUUUUGCAAAUAAGGGAUUUACUGUGAAGGCCUUCAAAUUCUUUGAGAAAGAUGGCAGAAUGGCUCUAAUCCAGCUGGGCUCUGUGGAGGAAGCAGUUCACGCUCUCAUCGAGAUUCACCACUAUGACUUUGGAUCCAAACACCACCUCCGAGUUUCCUUCUCAAAAUAUAAAAUCUGA